Messenger RNA from Symbiodinium pilosum, 1365 nucleotides. NCBI's taxonomy places the organism in Eukaryota, Dinophyceae, Suessiales, Symbiodiniaceae. The record is from the annotation of a GenBank genome assembly.
AUGGGCCGCACAAGGAGCCGGCCUCCGCGCCAUGUCCGGGAGGCUGCCAAGACCACGGGCUCAGACGUUACAGGCGGGAGCACCGCCGGAGAAAAUCAACUUGCGCCGGCUGAGCUGGAAGUGAAGCUUUCCCAGCAGCAACUUGCUCGAAAGUGGGAGCUACAGUGGCGGUCAACGGCCGCGCAUGGAGCCCCACACAGCUAUGGCAAAAGCUGUGGCGGCUGGGUGAGGAAGAAAGAUGCCAAGCGUGGCAUCGUCUACAGGUGGCGAUGGAGCACCGUCUUGCCGCCAGGCCAAGGAGGCACGCCAUCACCUGCAGGGCAGCUCCACCGUCACCGCUUCCGCCAGAUGUCUUCAGACACGGGACUUGGAGCCAGCCCCGCUUUCACUGGGAGGUUGAACGAGGCUGAGAGUGUUGCGCGAUUGCCAGUCCAGCCGCAAGAUCCAGACGGCGAAGCUUUGGAUGGCGUCCAGAUAGGGAAGUUCCGCUUGCCACAGGUGGCCGUGAUUGUGAUUUUCAUCGUGUCGGGCCUGUGUUUGGAUUCCAUCUCCGAGUGUCUGCAGUACAAGGCCCUGACUUUGUCCGUGGUGCUUGUCCUUGGCAUCACCCCAUUGCUGGCCUAUCCCAUUUUGCACUACGGGCAAGGCCAUGUCGAGGAGAGCCUCCUGGAGGGCCUAGCCGUCUUCUGCGUGGUGCCCACCACAUUGUCUUCCGGGGUGACCAUGGUGACCCAAGCCAAGGGCAACGUGUCCCUGGCCGUGCUGCUCACCACCAUCACCAACCUUCUAGGCGUGGCCACGAUGCCAUGGUCUGUGUCGAAAAUCUUUGCUGCCAAAGUGCCCAUCAAGCCAGCUGAGAUGUUGUUCGAACUGAUCUGGUUGACACUAGUGCCCCUCAUUGUGGGCAUGGGGCUUCGUGAGGUGGUGCCAGCAGCAAAGUCUUUCGCAAAGACGAACAAGAAGGUACUUGGCCUCUGCCAAAACAGUUGCAUUCUGCUGGUGGUCUUGUUGAUGACAUCCAGCGCCCAACCGAAAAUAGUCACCACUGAUUCCUUCGACCUCUCCUGUGCCCUUGCCAUUGCAGCUGGCAUCCACUUGGUCUAUCGCGUGCUAGGCUACUUCUCGGCCACCGCAGCAAAGCUCGAGCCUCGUGAGUGGGUGACGGUGGUGCUCAUGUCCAGUCAGAAGUCGCUACCAGUCUGCGUCUCCGUGAUGUCUGCGCUGCCUGCCACCCUCCGCGCCAACUCUGGGCUGAUGAUCGUUCCCUGCAUCAUGGCACACGCCUCGCAGCUGAUCAUCGACUCCAUCCUCGCAGUCCGCUGGGAGGUCAAGGAUGAAAAGCAGGCUGCACUCCUUCCCUCCUGA